This is a messenger RNA of Penicillium canariense, 651 nucleotides long. RefSeq lists its product as uncharacterized. The transcript has a single exon. NCBI's taxonomy places the organism in Eukaryota, Fungi, Ascomycota, Eurotiomycetes, Eurotiales, Aspergillaceae. The coding region runs from base 1 to 651 and encodes 216 amino acids. The record is from RefSeq and is a predicted model, not a curated record.
AUGACGAUAGCCAAGGUCGGCCGUCGGCUGGCAGGUUUUACCGACGUUCCCCACGUCCCAACAACAGCCGGCCAGCAACGCUGCCACGCCGGUUUCCAGGGCGUCAGGCUCGCUAGGGCGGGACAGAUGCAGGCCUUUCAGCUCCUCGGAAGUGGGCGCCCUUUUCAGAGCCCUGCUGUUUGUCGGUCUCACAGCCCAUCCGAUCCUGCGAAGGAAGGGUAUCUUGCUCCCUUCGUCUCGCGUCCUUAUCGCGCCCUUCUCGCGGCUUAUGAUACGGCUCAUUUAACCGAUGGCGAGCCCGGGAAUCCCGUCUGUACUAUCGCGAGGAGGCUCCCCCCUUCCCCACCCUCAACCAAAGGUGCUCAACGCGAUCCUAGUGAUGGCCAGGACCGGCUCUUGCGGCCGAGCACUGUUCAGCUGGCGAUCGCAGGAGCUCCCGCGGCCAAGUUCAUUGGUGGCCCAGUGCCGGGGAUGGGUCCACAUGGGGCCGAUCAUCAGCCUCCCCGGACUGGGCGGAGCACUCUUGGCCUGUCCCCAGCGCCAAACACUGCUGAUGGGGGGGGCAGAAGUGUCCCAGUUGAACCCACACAAAGCCAGGAAAUGCCCGAGUCCGAGGGGCGGGCUUUUGAGGAGGAUUGGCAGUGCAAAUGA